This is a messenger RNA of Meriones unguiculatus (Mongolian gerbil), 2240 nucleotides long. RefSeq lists its product as uncharacterized. NCBI's taxonomy places the organism in Eukaryota, Metazoa, Chordata, Mammalia, Rodentia, Muridae. Gene Ontology annotation, cellular component: membrane; SNARE complex. The transcript is spliced from 6 exons. Gene Ontology annotation, molecular function: SNAP receptor activity; SNARE binding. Bases 494 to 1114 code for a protein of 206 amino acids. The record is from RefSeq and is a predicted model, not a curated record. Gene Ontology annotation, biological process: vesicle fusion; exocytosis.
GGUUCGGCUCCUCGAGGCGGGCGCCCGCCGGGCCUCACCCCAGGACGCCGGGUGACCUCGGAGGCCGCUGGGGUCGGCAGGCCCCACCCCCUCCAGGAGCUCUGGCUUGCCGGCGGGAGCCGCGUGGGCGCCACCCAGGGGUUAGGUCUGGUACUGCACGCGCACGUCCGGCGGGGAUGCAGAGCAUAGCCAUCUUCCCAGCUUGGUAGUCCUUUUCCAAGAUUUUCUCUGCCCGGACGUGACCUGCGCUUCAGCACACACUCAGUGGUCGUGGAAUAGUCGCAAAAGCCCGGGGUUAAAAAAAAAAAAAAAAAGUGAGGGCCACCUGACAGCGCAGCUUGGAAUCUCAGCACACACGGGGUGGGAGGGCCUUGGACUAGGCAGCCACCGUCUCAAAAAAGUAAAGGCGGAAGGUGCAGCCCAGCACACCGGAGAAUGGCUGGGAGACUCCUGUUCAGAGAAACUGCUCCUAGCCUAGCCCACGAAAGGGGGGAUGAAGACACCGCAGAGAGAACAUGGUAUUUGGAGACUCCCAAGAACCUCACUGUGGGAAGCGGCGGCAAAGGUGCUCAGACAAGUGCUUCUGAAAGCUGAACCAACGACCAUAAUUCAAAUAGGAAGCUAUGUCUACCAUACUCUCUUUCUUGAUGGAAUCACUUAUUUGUGCGCUACAGACAAUGGCUUGGAUACUAUAGCACCAUCUGCAUUUCUUAAAAAAGUUAGUGAUAUUUUUACAAGAAUCCCUUUGAUGUCACAAGAGCAUUUUUUUCCUUCAAAUACACUUGCUACAGAUUUUCAGCAAAUACUAGCACAGAACAUGGUGGAAUACAAUAAAAGUCAAAGUAACAGCACAAUGUCUACAGUGAAGAGUCAGGUGACUGAUGUAAAAAAUACUAUGUUGAGAAACAUGGACACAGUUUUAGAAAGAGAGACAGAAGCACUGAGUAUCAUUACUGAAGGAGCAGGUGGUCCCCAGGCAACUGCAGAAGAAUUUGAAAACACAAGGAAGAUUCCCAAGAUAUGGUGGAAAUGCUUCAAGAUUAUAAUUACCACCCUUGCAAUUCUCCUGUCAAUCAUUAUCAUUCUUUUAAGUACACACGUAAUACCCACCUGACCAAUAAAGUGUUACAUGGAAUUACAGAGUUCUGCACGCAGUAGCUAUGAGCUCACUUAGUGGUAGAGAUGGAGAAGAGGAUCGUUUCCUGGCUCUUCAGCAUCUUCUGACUCUUCUGUUUCUGUACGUCUGUCUCCCUAACAGUGCUUCGUUACUGCUGCCCUUCCUCCUUAGCCUCCCUCACCCAGAAGAUUGAGUGAUGGGAUGCAUGUUAACCCGAGCACUCAGGAGGUUAAGGUGGGCAGAUCUGAGAUCAAGGCCAGCUCAUCUACCUACCAAGUCCAGGCUGGCCAACCUGUAUAUACCAAGAUCCUAGCUCAAAACAAAAGACAAACAGCAUGGAGACUCAUGCCUAUAAUCCGAGCACUGAAACAGGAGGACCACUGUGAGCUCAAGGCUAUACCCUAAGGGGCAUAGUGUUUUCCAGGGCAAACCUGAGCUUACUUACAGUGUGGGGACGUGUUUCAAAGGUAAGCUCUUUAAAAAAGCACAAACCCUGAGAUUCCAUUACUGAAGCUCAACUCAGCUGUGCUACCUGUGGUGACCUAUGUGUCUUGGGACACUUUAUACCAUGUCCUGUUCCUCACCUGGGGGCUGAUACUGUCUGAAUAGUCAUGUUUCCUACAUGGUAAAUGUCAUCUAAGUCUUUUCUGUUAAUAGUGGGUUACUGAAUUAAUGCAUUAACUCAGAUAAUCAUACUGAAAUCCACAAUUAACCCCAUAAUACCCUUAGAAAUGAGAAUUUUAACAUGUGCAUAGUUUCAUCUUCAUUUGAAAUGAAAAUUCAAACCACUGUGUUUUAUAGGAGGCAAUUCCUUAUGUAAGGACCCAAAAACUCCUAAGCCAGAUUCUCUUACAGGCCACAGGCUUUGUCCUGGCUUACCACCCAGAGAGCCCUAUGGUGAUGCUUAAAGGACGUCUCACCCAGGAACUUCAAGUCACUAAGACUUGUUGACAAUCAGAGCAUCCAGCUCUACUGGGCAACUUAUUCGCAAGGGGCUUGAGUGGUGUCCUCCAAAUGGAAACCAAAGUCCUUUUCCUUUCACUUUUGUUCACUGUGUAUCUGUGUGUGUACAUACCAGCGGCUAUGAAGUUGGUCAAGCGGUGGCUUUGAGCGCUGGUUCUCU